GCAAGGGGGCAGGCAGAUCAGAUGCUCUUGCUAAGCAGGAGGUGAAAUGGGGGUUUGUGGCAGCAGCCAUGGGGUGCUGGCCAGUGCAGAGGGAUCCAGGCAAGUUCAAAGGGAUUAUUCCCAUUGGGGAGACCCUGCUUCCCAGCCUAAAAGGGAUGUUGGGUUAGAGUAGUCAUCCUUUUUGCCUUAACUUAUUGCCUCCUCUGUUUCAUGCUGUCCCACAGCCCUGAUCCUGCCUCUAUGGAUCUGGCAGGGAAGGAGAAAUUCAGCACAGCAUCAUGCCCAGGUUUCCUGCAUGUGUGAAGCUCUGGUGUGGCCACUGAGAGGUGGUGGUGACACAGGGGUUUUAAUGUCUCCCCUGCCCUGUCAUUUGGGUCAGUGCCACUCAGUGAUGCAGCCUGGGACUCCCUCCAGCUUGCUGCAUGUGAAGGUGGAGGGACCUGGUUCCCUCCAUGAGUUGAUGGUGGCAUCUCAGUCCUGCUGGUGCCCAGGUAGUGCUGCCUGUGUGCUGCCUGCAGCCAGGGCUCACAGGCCCUUUGGGAGCUGGGUCCCCAGGCCACGCUAUGCCCACUCUUUCCUCCCUGUUGACAUUCCUGGGCUAUUCUGGGAGCUGCCAGCAAGCCCAGCCAGCUGAGAACUUUGCCCCUUGCACUAUAGUUGCAUCAUUUCUGGUGGGUGCUUUUUCCCAGACAGCCCACUCUAUUUACAUGUCACCUCUGUGCUUGGCAGGGGCUCUGUGUGGUCAAGACCUUGGAGUCAGCGCUGCACGGCACAGUGGGCACAGGACAUGCCUGAAGGGUUGGCUGGGCUUCAGGUUCCCACUGCACUCUGUGGGUUCCCUGCUCUGGCACAAGAGCACUGGGCUCUCCUGCUGCCCCCACAACAUUGCAAUCUUGCAUCACUUUCAGGAGAUUUCUACAGGACCCUGUCCUCGCUCAGGCUGUGUGCCCUGCUUUAAGCACAGCAUCUGGGGCUAAGGAUCCAAAGAACAUCUUCAGGUUGAUAUGACACUGGCUGCCACCUCAUGAACCCUCAGUACAUACAAAUGUCCAUUUUAAUUUGUGGGGAAGAGGGAGCAUAGCAUACACCUUCACUAGCCCUGCCCAGCUCUGUCCUAGCGUGAGGCUGGACGAGGCAGUCCAAAGGAUAAACUUGGACCCCCAGACUCAUCACAUGGUAGGAGUGACAAGAGCCCAGAGAGGUGAACAGUCCCCAGGGAGCUGUGAACAGUCAGUCCCCAGGUCAUCCUGUGAAGAGCGCCUGAUCCCUGCUGUGUCCUCUGCCAGCAAUAAAUGAGAUUGGGCCUGCUAGGAUGGCUAAGGUGGUGCCUAGGGGAAAUGCACAGACUGUGGGUGCAGGUCUGUAGGCUCCAUGGGCAGGCAGGUGAGGCUGGGAUCCUGCUGGCAGGCUGCUUGGCCGUCAGUGGUCCUCCGCCUGUCCACAAUUUGCCCCAGCUCUCACUUCCUGCAGGUUUUGGAGCAGGUAGGGAAGCUCAGCACUCUGCUGUCCCCGCAGGGAUACCUGGCCAGGUCCCUCUGCACCCCUGGGCAGAUGCUGGGUGAGCUCCAGGCAGGCAGAGUCCUAUGCACACUUAUAUGUGCAAAGCACUUGGGCACACUCCGCCCUGCACACUCAUAUGAAGCUCCCCGAGCACAGCCUCCUGUCUGCCCCCCUACUUGUGUCCAGCCUGGCCGCGUUGGGGCCGGAGACAGAUGUUUGGUCCCUCUCGAGGCCCGUGUCUGGCUGGAGGACCCCUUCCGUGGGGACCCGACAGCCUGGCGUGGAGCAGAGGGGUGGGGAUGGUGGUGGGGCGUGUAACAGCGCCCCGCUGCUCGGGGAGCCCCUUUCCCGGGACAGCGGGGCGCCGUCCGCCAGCCGCCCCCGCCGCGGGGGGGUGCUAAUCCCGGUAAUCCCCCGCCCCGGCCGCGGCCCGACGGGACGGGACAGGCAGGUGAGCCGGCCAAUGGCGGGGGGACACCGGGCCCGCCCCCGGCCGCAGGUGCCCAAAGCGGGCGGGCUGCGCCGCACCACUCCCGGUGCCGGUCCGGUCCGUUCCGUCGGUGCCGAUGGCGGCGCGAGGCGCGGGCCCGUGGCUGCUGCUGGCGGCAGUGCUCUGCGCGGCAGCGGAGCCGCGCUGCCCGUCGUGUGCGGCGGGCGCCGAGCGGCGGCUGCUGGAGGAGGCGGCCAAGCGGCAGCUGCUGGAGAAACUGCGGCUCCGCGAGCGGCCGAGGCUCUCCCACGUCGUGCCCCGCGCCGCAGUGGCCCGCGCUCUGCGGCGGCUGCAGGCGGGCGGCACCCGCCGGGGCCCCGACGACGAUGAUCGGGGCUACGAGAUCAUCAGCUUCGCGGAGCCAGAGCCCAUGUCUUCCUCUGGCUUGGGGCUGCAGUUCCAGUUCAGCCAUACACAAGACCAGGACAUUCACAUCCUUCAGGCUCAGCUUUGGCUCUACCUUCGAGUUCCCCAAGACAUGGUAGCCAGCCUCACCCUGAGAAUCUUCCUUGCUGGUGAGGAAGGUGAUUUGGUGGGAGGCAAUCGCACAUUGCUGAGCGAGAGGCAACUGAGUGCUAAGGGCAGUGGCUGGCAUGCCUUCACCCUCACGCCUGCCAUGCAGAGGUUCUUUGGGGGACGGCGCAGGACCCUGCGGCUAGAACUGGAAAGCCAUGGGGACAGGGGUGAUAUAACGGCAAUAGUCAAUGCCAGCUGGUCCCAUCAGCCCUUCUUGGUGGCCAAAGCAAAGGUGUGGGACCCAGGACACCAUGUGGCCAAGCGCAGCCUUCGCUGCAGUCAGAACUCCAACUUCUGCUGCCGCAAGGACUACUACGUGGAUUUCCGAGACAUCGGUUGGAACGACUGGAUCAUUAAGCCUGAGGGCUAUCAGAUAAACUACUGUGUGGGCCAAUGCCCUACGCAUGUGGCAGGCAGCCCUGGGAUGGCCUCUUCUUUCCACACAGCUGUCUUCAACCUUGUCAAAGCUAACAACAUCCAGGCAUCGGGGCACUCUUGCUGUGUGCCCACACGACGACGCCCGCUCUCUGUCCUCUACUUUGAUCGCAAUAGCAACAUUGUCAAGACUGAUAUCCCUGACAUGAUUGUUGAUGCCUGUGGCUGUAGCUAGGGUUUGGGGAGCUGUUCUGGGUACCCUCCUUCUCCAGAACUGUCACUUGGGGGGGGGUGGGUAGGUGGGAUGGAGCUGGAGUCAGACCAUAGUGCAAUUUUCCCCCUUUGGAAAGAGAGGGAGGGAGAGGGUCUCAUCAGAGGGAGCAGGGGUUGUUGCCAGAUAGUACCUGGUAAAGAGUUCUCUGGGGACAUGUGGGACAGAGCCUAGGCCACAUAAGACUACCUGAACCUGAGCUGUGGGUGGUUGGUGACUCUGGGCAUCCAUGCCCUAACUGGCAGCAUCCGUCUGUUCCCAAGCUGAUCCCACAUUUCUGGUGGUUGUGUUCCUCUCUAUGUGUGGGGUGAGGGGCCCCUGCUUUGUUCACAUCCAGAGUGUUUGGUGACAACUUGGGACUCUGCCUCCUUGAGAGCAGAGUGGGAUGUGGGAAAGGGUCUGUUUCUUCCAAGUAAGAAAUGUGAGGAUGAGAGGCAGUCCCACUUUUUUCCCCUACUUUGGGCCUGUUGUUUGAGACAGGUGGAAUGAGGCACAAAUAACAGGCCUGGAAGAUAAGGAUGAAGGGUAUGACUUCGUCAAGAACCCCAAAACUGCAAUGACUGGACAUAGUCCUCUGCUCCCAGGAGGGCAUGGAGCUGUGAAGGAUGACCUUGCUUCCUAGCCAGUUCUUGUGUUUUUUCCCUUUCAUUUUCCUGGGUUUUGUGGUUUUCUUCCCUGCUGCCCACCCCACAGUCAGGUCUUUUCUAGCCCAGUGCCUCCUUACAAGGAGGUCUGACUCAGACUUUGCCUUUAAGACCAUACUAAAGGUAUUUGCCUCUAGUUUUACAGCUAUUACUACUUACAUGGUAGAGGUCUCUGCAGCUGUUGGGACUCCCUGGUGCUCCAUCCUGUCUACUCACCACUCUACUGAAGAUCCCACUCUGCCUUUGCCUUCCUGAUACUCAUGUAUGCAAUGCAUCCAUGGGGCCUGUGCUUUUAAUUUAUUUUAAUACUUUGGUACAGCUUCCCCAAUAAAUGGGUGGAAAUGCAA
Molecule: messenger RNA, 4143 nt
Organism: Apus apus (common swift)
Lineage: Eukaryota; Metazoa; Chordata; Aves; Apodiformes; Apodidae
Product: inhibin beta E chain-like
Exons: 2
Coding region: 2067-3116 (349 amino acids)
Biological process (GO): SMAD protein signal transduction; BMP signaling pathway
Cellular component (GO): extracellular region
Molecular function (GO): growth factor activity; cytokine activity; hormone activity
Source: RefSeq, a predicted model, not a curated record